CUCUCAAACUCCAGUUCCCUAACUGAACAAAUCUGAAUUCUCUAUGGGAGACGACGAAGAGAGCUUCGCAGAGAGUUCGAUGGCUGCGAUAAGAAAUGGCGAAUCACCUCAUGAAGGGUUGUUUCUGAUAAUAACUUACCUCCCGCUUAUCGAUCUUCUAUCCACGAGAGCAGUUUGCAGAUCACUAAGAGAUGCAGUCAACCAUGAUGUCCUUCCAUGGCUACAAUUAAGCGUCACACCACCUCUAAGCUCCCGCCUAUCCGAUAACAUCCUGUUUCAGUUAUGCGCCAAAGCUCGUGGACGCCUUACAACACUCGCUCUCAUAAACUGCACCAAAAUCACUGAUAGCGCAAUUCAAAUUGUUUCCGAAAACAAUCCUUUCAUCACAAAGAUGUACUUACCAGGUUGUACGAGUUUAACCAUAGAUGGAAUCAUAAGAUCUGUUAAGACAUUAACAGAGAAUUCCCAUACCUUAACAAGUUUGAAGAUUAAUGGAAUCUAUAAUAUAGAUAAACAUCAUCUUCAAAUGCUCAACACCUUCCUUCAUCAUCAUCAUCACAAUCAGCCUUCUCUUCGAUUCUAUCAACAAUUCAAGAACUCGUCGGUUAUUAAUAAUGAUGAUGAUGAUCCGAUUGAUGUGAGUAUAUGUCCGAAGUGCGAUGAAGUGAGAAUUGUGUUUGAUUGUUCCAGAAACGACUGUAAAUGCAGAGGAUGUGAGAUUUGCAUACCGAGAUGUGUAGAAUGCAGCGGAUGUUUCGAAUCAGAUGAAUACGAAGAAGAAGAAACGGCCUGCAAUCACGUAAUAUGUUCGUCUUGUUGGCUUCUUCUUCUUCCAAAAUGCAGCUUCUGCAACAAACCUUACUGUAACUUAAACGAUUGUCGUCGUCUUCUUCAUCUUCCAAACUUCAUCUGUGAUAAUUGUUGUGCAAGAUUUGUAACAACUACAGCAGUAACAGAGGAAUGAUAAUAAGAACCCUAACAGAUGAGAUGAUGAUAAUUGGUAAGCCAAAUUCAUUAGUUAAUCAAUCCAUGAUAUAUAUAUAUCAGCAUACAUUUAUAAUCACUGUAAAAACCAAAUUAAAUGUCACUAAAUUCGUACAAGUUCAUAUCAUAUCCUGAUAAAUCAAUUUAACAAGAUAAAGAAGAUCCGAUCCGAUCCAAUCCGAUCAGAUCAGAUCAGUUCACUCCUGGUUCUUCAACCUCUGGACACGCUGAUUCAACUGUUCAACACGAACAACAAGAUGAGUAACGGAAUACAACAGCCAAUAGAAGGUAAGAGCAGCGGCUAUUAAGAGCGCAUUCCUCUGCGAUUUCAUGAUCGAUUUCUGGUGACGGAGAUGCUCAGUCGGUGUGCACGAAUCAGACGAUUCGCAAUUCGGCCGCGUCUCGUAUUUCCAGUAAAUAUCCAUGAGGAGAAAGAGGCAAAACGGUACGAUUGAUAGGAACGGUUUCAAGAGGUUGCGAGUGACGGCGACUAGACCUUUACGGAGAGCGUUCAAGCCAGGGAUGGUAAGGAGGAGAACCAUUAUAGCCUCUGCUGCUGCGGCAUAACCUAGAACUACCCAUUCUAACGCCAUUGAUGAUGUUUUUGGUGGUAAGAAUAUUACUGGAAGGACUGGAUUUUGCUUCUUCCUCUUCAAUUCGAUGAUGAUCUCCGAUUCUGGAUUGAUUUCGAUCUAUUUCAGAACGAUCGGUAUUUU
This is a messenger RNA of Impatiens glandulifera, 1700 nucleotides long. Its product is annotated as F-box protein SKIP28. The transcript is spliced from 2 exons. NCBI's taxonomy places the organism in Eukaryota, Viridiplantae, Streptophyta, Magnoliopsida, Ericales, Balsaminaceae. The coding region runs from base 44 to 964 and encodes 306 amino acids. Gene Ontology annotation, molecular function: protein binding. The record is from RefSeq and is a predicted model, not a curated record. Gene Ontology annotation, cellular component: cytoplasm.